AUGAGUGAAAGAAGAAAAGAGGGCUCCAGCCAGGCUGCUGAAGCCCAUGAAAAUACCCAGAGUUCAAGUUCCUGGAAAGACACCCGCCCCAAACUCCAGGGUCAGCUGAAGAAAUCUGGCAAAAAGAACAAAGCCUUCCUGAUGAUGCAGGACAAGAUGCUGAAGUUGCAGCGGGCCCUUGCGGACCAUCUCUUGCAGCAGGCGCAAUGCCUCUCACCAGAAGAUCAGCAAUGCCCACAGGCCUCCUGGAAGCGGGAAAAGAGGAUAGGCUACCUACUCUCCCAGACAGUCAACCUCAUAUGGUCUGAGGCUAUAAAGAAACUGAAGUUCAAGGAAUUUCUCCCUCACUUGGACUCUGGACGUGGCAACAAAGCUAGACAGCAGACCCUGUCAUUUAGGCCGGACGAACCCAGUCCUUGGCUGGGUGGUUUUGAAGCUGCCUUUGUCAGCCACGUUCUGUCCAGUCGUGGGACUGGCAUCUCUGAUUUUUACCACUUCAACUUCCAGAGCUCUGAGGCCUAUCAGACAGACAGAUACCACAAAGAUGAGAACCCUUCGGGCUACAUCAACCUUGGUGCCAGCGAGAACAAGCUUUGCCUCGACCUGAUAACAGAUAGGCUGAGUUGGUGUGACAUGAACCUCAUUGAUGAGACCCUGAUGCAGCACUGUGACUGGAAAGGACAGCCCCUCCUUCGGAAAGAGCUGGCUAACUUCCUGACCCGCUACUGCAAGGCGCCUGUACCCCUUGAUCCAGAAAAUGUGGUGGUUCUAAACGGCUCCUCCUCUGUCUUUUCUUCACUGGCCACGGUUCUGUGUGACCCGGGUGAUGCCUUUCUGAUCCCCACACCAUGCCACUGUGGCUUUGCUUUCAGCUCCUACCUCUAUUCAAAAGUUGAGCUUAUUCCUGUCUACUUGGAAAGCCAGGCCAUCGGGAUCAACUGGCACACUUUCCGUCUCACCGUGGAAAAGCUCGAGUUUACCCUGGCUCAGGCUAAGCUAAAGGGAAAAAAGGUUAAAGGCCUUGUGCUGAUCAACCCACAGGAUCCUCUGGGCAGUGUCUAUACGGGACUGUCACUGCAAGAUUACCUGAUCUUUGCCAAGAAGCACAACCUGCAUGUGAUCGUGGACGAGAGUUACAUGCUGUCUGUGUUUGAUGAUUCUGUCACGUUUCACAGUGUUCUGAGCAUAAAAUACUGUCCUGAUCCUAAGAAGAUCCACAUGAUCUGGGGAACUAGUAAGGAUUUUGGCAUGUCUGGCUUCUGCUUUGGUGUUCUUUAUACCCACAACAAGGAGGUGGCCUCUGCCAUGAAGGCUUUUGGCUACCUCCAUGGUGUCCCCGGCAUUGCUCAAUACAAGCUGUACCGACUGCUCCAGGACAGAGAAUGGAUCAACGAGGUGUACCUGCCUACUAACCUCAACCGACUCCAGAAGGCUUUCAGCUAUGUAACUAAGAAGCUGAAGGAAUUGAAUAUCCCCUUUUCCAACUGUGGCUCUGGCCUCUUCCUCUGGAUCAACCUGAAAGCUUACCUGAGCCCGUGCACGUUUGAACAAGAGCAGAUCCUUCUCCAACGCUUCCAGGACAACAAGCUGCUGUUAUCCAGUGGCAGAUCCUACAUGUGUAAGGAGCCUGGCUGGUUUUGCCUCCUCUUUGCAGAAAAACACCUUCAACUAAAAGUCGCCAUGGACAGGCUUUCCAAGGCGCUCAAUGAUCACAGACAAGACAUGAUAACAGAACAAAUAGAGGAUGCGAUCAAUGAUGUGGGCUUUUGGCCUCCGGGCAGUGGCUCCAGCCAGCCUGCUGUCACAUGCUCAGGGGCCCCUGAACCUAGCCUCUUACCUAGAAGACUGGGGAAGUAAUUGGUGCUUCUGUGCUGUCUGACCUCACGCAUCAAGGUCCCCCUAAGCAAAAUGUCUGCCAUUUUUAGAAGCCUUGUUUCUUUUAGUCUUUGCUAGUUAUUGUGUACACAAAAAUGAUGUUUUUAUUGUGAUGGGAGUGGGAGGGCCCUGGAGGGGUAAAGGGAAUUCCCUGGAUUCCUUUUUA
This is a messenger RNA of Psammomys obesus (fat sand rat), 2041 nucleotides long. RefSeq names its product probable inactive 1-aminocyclopropane-1-carboxylate synthase-like protein 2. Gene Ontology annotation, molecular function: transaminase activity; pyridoxal phosphate binding. NCBI's taxonomy places the organism in Eukaryota, Metazoa, Chordata, Mammalia, Rodentia, Muridae. The record is from RefSeq and is a predicted model, not a curated record. Gene Ontology annotation, biological process: biosynthetic process; amino acid metabolic process. The transcript is spliced from 15 exons. The coding region runs from base 1 to 1857 and encodes 618 amino acids.